This is a messenger RNA of Macroventuria anomochaeta, 2449 nucleotides long. RefSeq names its product FabD/lysophospholipase-like protein. The record is from RefSeq and is a predicted model, not a curated record. Gene Ontology annotation, biological process: arachidonate metabolic process. The transcript is spliced from 2 exons. Gene Ontology annotation, cellular component: membrane. The coding region runs from base 161 to 2071 and encodes 636 amino acids. Lineage: Eukaryota; Fungi; Ascomycota; Dothideomycetes; Pleosporales; Didymellaceae.
CCAGCCGUUGCAAAGAUGGCAAGUAGCAAGCAAAGCUGUAUGCGAUAUAUUCCGAGUUGCCGAGCCGGGCCGCCAAUACUGCUCAGCCAUUGAGGUACAACAAUCUUACGAUCGAUUUUCCUCACACAUUCCAAUACCGUGUAUCGUCAGACGUCAAUCCAUGGAUCGCGCCGGUCGGCCUCUGCGACUUCUCUCUAUUGAUGGAGGAGGUGGUUUGCGAGGAUAUUCCGCUCUCACGAUAUUGGACCAUCUUUGCGACACCAUCAGUUCCGAGGAAAAGGCUUUGGGAUUACGAGCGCCGUAUGACGACGAUUCCCUUCGUCCUUGUGAAUACUUCGACCUCAUUGGUGGAACUGGAGUUGGGGGUCUCAUUGGAGUGCUCCUCGGUAGAUUGCGCUUGGAUAUCAAAAGCUGCAUCAAUGUUUAUGACGAUAUUCUAAAAGCAAUAACCGAAUGUAAGGAACCCUCAAGUGCAUUUGGCCUUGCGCUGUCAUCGGCACCAAAGUUUUCGGUAUCCGUGUUAGAGAACGCUGUCAAACGCGCAUUAAAGAGUUUGGGAUAUCACGAGGACGAGUUGAUGUGGGAUGAUUCACUUUUCGAGGAUAAACCUGAUGUACAGUCCGAGACCAACGAAUCACCAAUUCUGGGCCGAGCAGACAGCAUAUGGCACCAGGAUACCCACGAUCUUCUAAAUCAACCUAUUGAACACGACCUCUCGGCACACGAUAGCCUUGAGUUUCCAAACCUCGAACCAACCAUCGUAAGGGUGCGCCGGCAAAACACAGUUCAAAGGAAAGAUGAUCGGCGUGGCUGCAGGGCUUUCAUGCUGACCAGCGUCAAGACAGCCAUGGGUAUACCGCGUGCUCUUUCGACGUAUGACCCGAACAAUCGGCGGAUGCGGAUAUGGGAAGCAACGUGUGCAACAUGUGCAACCCCGGAGUUCUUUGGCGAAUUCAGCUUUGGGGUUCCACCUGUAACGUACCUGGAAAGUGGUAUAGGGCUCUCAAAUCCUGCUGGCGAGGUAGACCACGCGGCAAAAGAAUUGUGGGAGCAGCGUUCCAUCGGAGUGAUUGUGUCCAUUGGUAUGGGGUUGAGAACCAUGCCACACUCUGAAAACUCAUGGUUGCAGUUUCCCCUGAGCCAAAGCAGCACACAGACCAUCGUUUCUGUGUGCGCCAAGCAAGCCAUAAGCAUAGCACGAGUAGAGAACGAGAUGAACCGCAGAUACUUCGCUACUGAGGUCAGCUACUUCCGGUAUGACAAUGAUCGAAGUCUUCCGAAUGUCUCUCUGGAGCAAUGGUUGAAAGAGGGCGAUGCUACUGCGUUGACAGAGCAUUAUGUCAGGGAUCCGGUUCAGGUCCAAUCGAUUCGCCAAUGUGCGGGAACCAUUGUUGGCCUUACAGCUGACCCAAUCGCCAUUGAUAUACCAGCCGAGCGCUUUACAUACAAUGUUACUGGUAAGAGGACCGGCCAUGUGAUUAAGGAGGGUGUGGGUUUCACCCACCUUGAUACAGGGAAAGACAACAUAAGAGAACGAGCAAGAUGCUUACAAAGACCUGGGAUCAUCUUGGACGAUCUGGGCGAAACACGACUUAUCCUUCCAGUACCUUCCCGUAAAGAGGGAAAUACAGCACAAGUGUAUUCUUGCGUUCGCGCCCAAGAAGUUUGCUUUAAGUCUUUAUGCAAUCCCAUUGCUUCGGGGUGGUACACGGCUGUGUUCGUCAUGUGUUUCUGGGAGACGGACGUUGCUGCGCCAGAAGGCAUUAUAUUUUCGGCCGGAACGCCCCGAAAUGCGUCUGACUUCAUGCGGCGGUGGCUGGAUGUGAGAAUUACGCCUGACGCAGUGCCCGUCCUACUGGACGAGAAAGUGGUUCGUGCGCGACUGGGGAGAAGCAAAUACGAGUCAAACAUCGGGAAGGGUUGGCUGGAGGUCACACUUCGAGAGAAGGUCUAUGUUGGUUCGGGAGGGCAGCUUGGGCUCGUGGUAAAUGCGAUCUUCAAGAAAGGUACUCACAUCGGUGGUUGGACCUUUGGUGGUGUGAGACUGGUUCCUACCAAUGCAUCCGAGUAACACCCGUCGUUGUAGGUCAUCGCUAUCAAGGAGUCAUAGCCGGUCGAAGACGCUUUCUUGGAGCUGAUGUCUAUUUGUCCCGGGGGUAGGCUCGGCAGACACUGCUGUGCUGUUGUUCAAGCCUGGUGCUUUUUGUCGUAUCUCUGGGCUCUACAGAGGCGCAGGCAGGGCUUCAAUGGUGGAGUCUUCAGAAAGUUAUCGUAGAUCAAACAGGUCGAGAAAUAUGAUUUGGCUUCGUCGAUAACUCCGUCCUUUGAACGGUCUCUUCGGGGUGAGACCCCCGUACUUUUAAAGACGACAGCGUCGACUUCCUAGAAGAGGAACGUAUCUCCAGAAUUGACCAGCUUCCUUUUCCACCUGCGGGCCUUUGCAUAUGAA